AAUACUGUCAGUGUGUGAAGCACAUGUAAGAUUUGUUAUGGUAAAGUUAGGCGAGCUGAAAGUCCURUUGUCAGGACAUUACAUCUUAAAUGCACUAUGUACAAUGCUCUACCCUAUACUUAGAAGUUUUCAACCUUUUUGUGGGUGGUUAUUUCCGUCCGAUUAUUGUGAAAUGGAUUGGAGAGACCUUGAGCUUCUCUCCUUUCUUGCUAUUGUGUUGGCUGUGAAAAAUCGAAAACUAAAACCAGCAUCAUGGCAGGAGUUUGUUUCCAUGAUUUUCACCUUCAGCAAGAUUGCAAAUUUUGUAUUAUUUUCCAGACAAGACAUAAGACUUGGUAUCUUGUUUUUGGUUGUUUGUUUGGUUCUGUUUAUUUUAUUUCCUGAACCUGCAUACAAAGGACCUGAUAAUAUCAGAUAUUUUAGAGGACAGGCUCUUGAUGAAGAACUACUUCACAAUCCAGAUGUCAUAUGGGUCAUUGAAUUCUAUGCGCCRUGGUCUCCAUCUUGUGUGCGUCUUGCUCCCAUUUUUGCAGAAAUAUCACUUAGCUAUAGCUGUGAAUAUUUAAAAUUUGGAAAGAUUGAUGUUGGUAAAUAUCCUGUCAUUGCUAAAAAGCAUAAAAUAGAUACGUCUGUUCUUUCAAAACAAGUUCCUUCACUUAUACUAUAUGAAGGAGGUAAAGAAGUCAAGAGAAGGCCCACUGUUGAUACUAAAUGCGUUGUUGCUCCAUAUUCAUUUACAGAGGAAAAGAUUAUGAAUGACUUUAAUAUCAAAGCACUUUAUGAAAAGGCCAAGGAAAAGGAGCGAUUGAAAAACAAAGAAAAGUSGAAACAAGAUAAGAAGCAAGAUUGAUGUUUUAUGAUAGUGUUAAUUAAAUGCUAACAAGUGUGGCUAGUUUAGUGAAAAUGUAGUUUCUGGAAUUCCUAUUUCUUUCUGAAAAGAAUGAAAUAAUUUCUGAACAGUUUUACUAUGGGAAAAUAACUCUAACUAGCUGCUAUGUUAGUAUGUACUUGAUUCUAUAAAUGUUUAAGCAGCUUUUAUAAUCCUGUUACAAAAUUGAUGUACAGUGGUGAAGUUUACUGUAAAUUCUUUGUUUUCAUGCCAUUUUUACUAUAAUUAAUAGUAAAUGGUAUUGUUUGUUUCACUGGUUUUUGAAAACUACUCAAAUGUUUGACUUGCUUAUAUAAAAAAAAAAAAAAAAUUCAAAUAUUUUGGAGCAAAAAAUGUCUGUGAUUGAAAUUCAGUUCAAAUUUGUUUAAAUUUUGCUCUUGCUCAAUGCCUAAUUAUAGAAAAAUGUAUUUUUAUUGUUGUUAUUUGAACAUAUU
Messenger RNA from Exaiptasia diaphana, 1323 nucleotides. RefSeq names its product thioredoxin-related transmembrane protein 2-like. The record is from RefSeq and is a predicted model, not a curated record. Bases 38 to 850 code for a protein of 270 amino acids. Gene Ontology annotation, molecular function: disulfide oxidoreductase activity. The transcript has 8 exons. NCBI's taxonomy places the organism in Eukaryota, Metazoa, Cnidaria, Anthozoa, Actiniaria, Aiptasiidae. Gene Ontology annotation, cellular component: membrane-bounded organelle.